This is a messenger RNA of Talaromyces stipitatus ATCC 10500, 1562 nucleotides long. RefSeq lists its product as uncharacterized. The transcript has 3 exons. NCBI's taxonomy places the organism in Eukaryota, Fungi, Ascomycota, Eurotiomycetes, Eurotiales, Trichocomaceae. Gene Ontology annotation, biological process: positive regulation of transcription by RNA polymerase II. Bases 1 to 1377 code for a protein of 458 amino acids. Gene Ontology annotation, cellular component: nucleus. The record is from RefSeq and is a predicted model, not a curated record. Gene Ontology annotation, molecular function: transcription cis-regulatory region binding; DNA-binding transcription factor activity.
AUGACCUGCGCAAAUGCACUCACCAUGACGGCUGCUGACCUCAACUAUUUUCGAUUUUUCCCUUCAUCUUCGGUCGUUUUCUACUAUAUGAAGCCGUGGGAGUGGAGUAGUCUCGGAUUCCUUUACAAGGGCCCUGCAGCAACCAACAAGAUUAUAAUGCGCAUGAUGCUUGCCAUCGCUGCCAAUGAUAUGUACCGCCAGGGAUACUUCUCAACCUCGGCAGAGAAAGACGCAGCCAGACGUCGCGGUCAGUAUCAUUACGAACUAGCAGUAAAAGAAUUCCGGCAAUAUCUCGAAGAACACGGAACCGCAACCAAUAAUGAAGUGCAAAAGGUAGAAAGGGUUUUGGAGUCCACAUCCGAGACGAUACUAUGCAUUAUGUUUCUGAUGAUUACCUAUGAGUGGUAUUUUGGUCACUCGAUAAAGCAUUUUCAACUUCAUCUGGAAGGGGUCCGAUGUCUACUUAAAGCUCAUCCGGAAAUCUUCAUUACGAGAGAUGUGACGGAUAUGAUAUUGACGAGUGGUAUAAAAUUGAAUAAGGGGUUGUCUUUUAUUCCCUCACAGCUUCUUCUUUGGAUCCUUUAUAUGGAGAUUUCCGGCCACUCAAGAGGACUUAUGGGGUCGCUAUAUGACACAUUGCUUGAAUCUGAACAUUCGGCGUUACAUCCAGACUAUUUACACCAGUGUGCACGCAUUUGGGGCCGAUGUCUCUGGGCCGAGGAAUACCCAGACGCUCAAAUACUAGACGAUAUGGAAAACCAUAGGGCGCUAGAACUCCUUCAUCACUCUGUUAUUAUUUGGAAUAAAAUAUGGCAGCUAGCGUCAGGAAAUAAUAGAGAUCUUUCGAUGACUCCAGAGACGCUAUAUUCCGAGAUAAUGAAAUUUCGUGGGCUUUACAGUGACAUGUUCAUCACUGCCAAAUACGCAACUUCCCUCUCGGCUCGUCGUGCUUUAUAUACCAUCUAUUUUGCAGUCUGCUCUUUCGAAACCCAAAUCCUCUACCACCGACGAAUCUUUUUUCCAACAAGCCGCACAUUGAAUGACAUACAUCGCCAGGCAAUUGCGAAUAUCCUCGAAAUGCUGUACAAGCAGUAUUCGGUUGAUCCCAAGCUCAUACAGCGCAUGCCGUGGUCGAUUUUUAUGGUUAUGAUUGAGACCGAAGAUCCGAUACAUCGUGAUUGGGCUGUGGAAAGGUUGCGUGAGCUCAGACAUUUACAUGAAGGACAUGGUUAUAUUAAUUUGCUUGUUGAUGAGGUUCUUGAAGGGCAAAGGAUGUAUCCUGGAAAAAUGGUUGAUUUGUUUGAGAUUUUACAGAGGCAGUAUAAGAGAGCUGAUAGCAUGGCUGGAGGGUUUCCCUCCAAUUUGAGCUCUACCUGAUAUGUAUCCUUGGCUCUCACAGGAUUUCAUACAAUAAUAGAGUGGAGAGCCAUAGUAUCACUUUGGCUUGGAAAAGCAUGCGAGCCACUUCAGGCCCCUACGACUUUCUUAAGUGAUGUCAAGAUAGAGGCCAGAUGUCUCAUACUUGGGAUCUUCUCCCCGGGAAUGACAAAGAUAGUACUACU